UUGCCAAGGCAAGCCGCAGUUGCUAACCUCCAAAAACAGCAGCAGGAGCCCCAAGUGACCACCCACCAGUAUCAACAAGCCAGCGAGCAUUUCUUGGCGCAGGCCAGACAGGAACUCGCCGACGCCGACCUCCCGCAGGCAUCCGAGAAGGGAUGGGGCGCCACGGCCCAAAUCCUCAAGGCGGUCGCCGAGCAGCGCGGCUGGGACCACAGCCGGCACCGACACCACCUCGUCACCGUCAGCCGGCUCCGGGCUGAGACCGGAGCCGGAGACAUACGCCGCCUGUUCAACACCGCCAGUGCCUUGCACGAGAACUUCUACGAGAACACGAUGCAGACUUUUGAAGUCGCAGAAGGGCUCGACGACGUCGAGGCCUUGAUGGACAAGCUAAUACCUCUACUGAGCCAGACGGAGUCUCGGCCACUCUGA
Geodia barretti is the source of this 429-nucleotide messenger RNA. Lineage: Eukaryota; Metazoa; Porifera; Demospongiae; Tetractinellida; Geodiidae. The record is from the annotation of a GenBank genome assembly.